Molecule: messenger RNA, 966 nt
Organism: Suillus fuscotomentosus
Lineage: Eukaryota; Fungi; Basidiomycota; Agaricomycetes; Boletales; Suillaceae
Exons: 3
Coding region: 140-841 (233 amino acids)
Source: RefSeq, a predicted model, not a curated record
UUCACUUGUCCAUAUUGUCAUAUUCGCCCUCGGGAACCCUCAUUCUUUCGCCGCCAGUGCACUGAUCAGCGGGUCUGUCAUAUACUUAAUUAUUGUCCGUACCGGGUUCAGAUUCCAUCAUCAACUUGAAAACUUCAGGAUGUUCAACGGCGUGUCGAUGUUUUUUGUGAUACUGCUACUCGCCCUCCUCACGCCAGUCUCCGCGUCAUUGUACCCCACCCAACCUAUCCAAAACACCGUCUACUACGCUGGACAGACCGCUCUGACGGACUGGAUAGAUGAUGGGACGUAUCCGCCGCUGAACAACAUGGGGGGCAUCACUAUACAGCUAUACUGCGAUUCUGACACGUACCUCGCAACGCUCGCUACGAACGUGAGCCCUGGAGCCAAGUCUUAUCGGUUCGAUAUACCUAGGAGUCUUGUGCAGCUGCAUGGAUGGCUCGAAUUUAGGAUGCUGAUCUCUGCUCCCGCACUUAGCACUCUGCAUUACCUCACGAGUACACCGUACGAUAUGGUCAUCUAUAGCGCGGACUUUGGGAUCGUGGUUCAGGGCGACUCUCUGCCGACACCGACGAAUGCUAGUGCGAGUUCGAGGUCUACGAGCCAGAAUCUGUUCUUUCAGGCGACUCACACACCGUCACCGUCGCUGGCACCUUCUGACUCUGGAACUUCAACAUCAACGCCAGGCAGCGUGAUACCGCCCCUCCGUCCAGGCGACGUCGGGACCAUCGAUCAACCCUCUAGGAACAGCGCGGCGGGCCGCAUCGAUAUCGAGAAACUCAAGUUCCGAGUGGUGUUUAUUCUGUGGCCUGCGUUGUUGGGUGUUACGAUGGCUCUUUAGUCUUGGUGUUUGUAUUUGUGUUUACUUUUUUUUUUGUCUUUUUAUUAUUUCGAUUUUGUGUUUUCAUGUACUUGGUUAAUGCCAGAUAGAAGUGCGAUUCACUGCGAAGGAGGGGUUGAUUAUGU